Pecten maximus is the source of this 3493-nucleotide messenger RNA. RefSeq lists its product as uncharacterized. Gene Ontology annotation, molecular function: S-adenosylmethionine-dependent methyltransferase activity. NCBI's taxonomy places the organism in Eukaryota, Metazoa, Mollusca, Bivalvia, Pectinida, Pectinidae. The coding region runs from base 65 to 1093 and encodes 342 amino acids. The transcript has 4 exons. The record is from RefSeq and is a predicted model, not a curated record.
AUAUACUGCAGGUAACCGUUAAAUGUGAAUAGAACAGUCCCCGUCUGCAUCGGCGAUACGCAGGAUGGAUACAGACACAUACAUCAGCACAGUUUCGAACUUUAUCGUUGGCGGUUACAUCACAUCGGCCAUAAUCAUAGGGAAUGAGCUUGGCCUGUUUGAUGAGUUGAGGAAACUUAAAAAUCCGGUCACCUCAACGGAGCUGGCCAAGGAAUGUAAACUGAAGGAAAGGUAUGUCCGAGAGUGGCUUGGCUGUAUGGUCUCAACCAAGAUCGUGUCACUGGAUGCUCAGGACCGUUACUUUAUCCCCGAAUUACUCAAGCCAGCACUUAAGAAAGCGUUGGAAUUUGCAUUUUUCUCCCCGGUUGUGGGUGUUUUGACGGAUAAAGUGAUUGAAUGCUACAAAGAGGAUGGACCUCAAGGUUUCGGCUAUGAAGGGCUGCCAACAAAAGUAAUCGAAGCCGUUGAAAACAAAACAUCUGACCCUGAUACGGCAGUUGAUGAGCUUAUUAAACAUCUGCCAAAGACUUUAGAGCCGAAUGCCGUCAUACUUGAUUUAGGAUGUGGCGGGGGAAUUAUAACCAGGGCGCUUCAAAGACGUCUUCCAAAGGCAGUUAUCACUGCGACAGACUACAACCAAGAUGCAAUAACCAAAGCUGAAAAACAAUCCAAGAUCGCUGGGGUGAAGUAUGUAAAAGAAGACGCCACUAAGCUGCCCGCCGACUGGAAACAUAAGUUUGACUGGGUGAUCCUCUAUGACGUUCUUCACGAUCUGCCUGAACCUGAUAAAGUUAUGAAAGAGAUUCGUCGCGUCCUGAAAGACGACGGAUUCGCGUCCAUCGUUGACCCAGAUUUACACAGUUCCCACGCAAGUAACAUCGGGGAUGUAGGCAUAGCCGGAGUAGGGUACGCCGUCAGUGCACUGAUUUGUCUCCCUUGCAGUUUAUCGGUAGAGGGAGCAGCUGGUCACGGUAUGGGCUGGGGAACCGAAAACAAAGAAGAGUUUCUGAUAAAGUCUGGCUGGAAAGUGGUGAAGAAGAGUAAAAUCCAAAAGAGUAAAUUUGCCUUGAACUUCACCUGUGUCAAGGUAUAAGCAGGGAACAAGCACAUGUUUAAAACCCUUCUUGUUCAGUUCAUUCCUGAAACGAAGAGUCGCCUCUUGCUCCACCACCAAAGGUUAAGACAUUUUUGAUGGACAUGUGUGUUGUUAGGGUCCAGAGUACACACCUCUAUGAAGAUAAUGCCAUAUGAAAAAGGAAACAUAAUUUUUCUUUCAUAUAGCACGGCACUUACAUCUCACGAGACAUUUGUCAGGCAUGUGGUGUUGGAACCGCCUUGGGCUACUUGGGUUUUCAGGAUCAAAUGCGACGUAGCUGAAAUACGUUAUUGAUAAACAGGACUUAUUCAAUCGAAAUGUAUACAAAUAUUAUACAAAUUAAACUUUGAUUGUAACUCUUUAACCGUUUCUAUAAUUCAAUCAGAAGGACUAAAUUGGAAGUAAUAUUAGCUGUAUGUCUAGUGGAAUGACCUCAUUUUAUUCGCGGUACCAGUUAACUCUCUGAUCUACAUACCUGUUACAAUUAAAGAAUAUAUUGUAAGCACUUUCAAUAUAAUUUCCACAUUGACAAAGUUGGAAAUAAAAUCAAAUUAGUAUGAAAUAAGUUGUCAUUUGGGGUACUUGAUCUGCUUCUUAUUCUGGUAUGCAACAUCUAAGUGGUCCUCUCAGCAAUCAAAUACUAACACGGAAGAUUUACGUCAUUAAACUUAUGAAAACUGUCUUUAAAUACUGAGACUGACAUGCUGUCUUAUGUUAGGUUAUAAGUUAUUCCAAAGUAGCAUAGUAAAAGGGAAAAAGAAGUGUUCUUAAGAUGAAAUCGUAAUCCAGGUAAACAGUAAUUGUAAGCAUUUCGGAUGUAAUAUCGUAAGUUUUUGAGAAACUAAAGGAGGAAGUAAAGCUGUAAGAUAGUUCGGCGUUAGAUUAGAGUAAAUUUUGUAGAAAAGUUGUAAUUUUCUCCUUUUCCUUCUAUUUGCUAGUAGUUCUAGUCCACUCUCAGAAUACAAUGAUGCAUUACUUGUAUGAAAGGAUAGUAAUUACACGAAUAGUCUCUAGCUAGAGUUCUUCACAGCAAUAAAGGAAGAAUGUACGAUAUGUACAUUUUGUCUAGUGUUCGCCCGUCUAACCACACAAACUUCAGUAUUCGUAAAACACCUUCUUUAACACGAUUUUACAAAUAUUUUCAAUAUGGCAAUUCCAUUUAUAAUUUUCACAUUCUCCCAGGUACUUAUGAUUCUCUACAAAGUCAACAUUUACAUUAUUAAACUUAAUUUCAAUAACAUUGUACAUAGUCAAGCUGAAAGUUGGAAAAAAGUAAUAUGCAUUUGUCUUAGCCGGAUUAAAGUAUACUAACUACUUAUCUUCCCAUUGUUUGAUUUUACGUAGAUCAAUGUUUAUCCAAGUUCAGUAAAGAGGUGUCGUCUGCAAAUAAUUUACAUCGACUUUCAAUGUCAUCAGCUGUCAUUUACAUAAAUUAAAGAGGGCCUAAUACAGAGCCUUGAGGAAGUCGGAAACUCAUGCGUUAGUAGAUUUAACUGAAGAUUGAGUAUUUGCAACGAAGACUUGCUGCUGUUUUUAACCUACAUAAUUAUCUAACCAAUUUAACAAUUUUCCCGAAAUACCGUAGUUUGCCAGUUUCACUUUCGGCCCUUGUGACACACACGAUCGAACACUUUUGAUAUAUCACAGAAAAAUAAGUAACACUGGAAGGACAUUUCUCAAAAUUAAUGUGUAAGCUCCUCUUGGUCGCUAGUUGUAUUCAUUCAAUUUUGUAUGAGAAAACAAACUGGCCAACAAGCAGGCAUCUUGGAUUUCGAGCAGCGUCCCAGAGAUUCGUUUCUGGAACACAGUAGUCAUGUAGGGCAGAAUUCAUUUGGAUUACUUAUGUAUACAUAUACAUAUAAGAACUAAAACAGAAAAAAGAAACAAAAACAAAAAGGUCACUUUUGUCACAAGAUUGAUUCUUCACUAAAUCCUUCUCGCACCAUAUGAGCGACACAGAGGAAAGUGUCAUGAUAUAAACUCAUCAUUUAAUAAUAUACAAAGUUCGAGGAAAUCAAUAGCUUUGUUGAUGACAAACAGUUAAACGGCAUAUAGUAAAUACUUUCCAACAUCCCCGACCUGUAGAAAGCAAACCUCCAAAUCAGUGACAUUCAUGGCCAUCUCGUGGCGUAUUUUCCUUUUCACCUUCUUAGUUAGACAAUUGCAACGUAACACUUAACCUUUACCACUACGAAGAAGUCAAUGUUGCUGGUUUUUAAUUUACUGAAUAAAGUACUAACAUUAACAUUUUGUAGUAUUUUUUAUAGUAAACGGUAAAGUCUAUAUCUUUAUACCAGCUUAUAUGUUAACCUGAAGGUUGUAAGGUAUAUUAAUUUUGAGUAUAUUUACAUCUAGUUAACUCGGGUGUCUAUAAUACCAAUAAAAAUAAUGAAACUA